AUGGUAAAGAAGUAUAUCAACCGUCCGAUCGCCUGUAAGCUCAGUUUCAGAGAUCUCCCCUAUCGUCUACGGAUCUGCUUUUUAUAUUGUAGCAUCUUUCCAGAGGAUUAUCUCAUAAAGAGGAAGAGGCUAAUCCGGCUGUGGGCUGCAGAAGGUUUUGUCAAAGAAGAGGAGGCAGAAGAGAACCUCAACGAGCUCAUUCGUCGAUGUAUGCUUCAAGUUGUGAAAAGGAAUCAUUUUGGUCGACCGAAGUUGUGCAGAAUGCAUGAUAUUUUGAGAGAGUUAUCUUGGAGAAUAUCUAAAGAAGAAUACUUCGGCAUGAUUUACAAUGAUGAAGAAGCUGAAUGGAUCGAAGCUCGCCGCUUAUCAGUUCAAAAGGGCAUCAAAGAUUUGGAUCCGCACAGAGGUAUGUCAAAUGUUCGCUCUUUCUUGGUGUUUGACAUGACUAGUUUCCCUUUGAAGUCAUGGAUUUCAAGGUCAACUAGCUUUCGACUUCUGCGGGUUUUGGAUCUAGAAGGAUCAGUUCCCAUUGACACGGUUCCAAACGAAGUGGCCAUGUUAUUCAACUUGCGUUACCUGGGUUUAAGGAGAACCUUGGUGAAGGAGCUUCCCAGAUCUUUGGGAAGACUGAGAAACCUACAAACAUUAGAUCUUUAUGAUAGUAAAAUUGAGAAGCUGCCUCAUGGGAUAACUCAACUCAAGAAUCUGCGGCAUUUGUUCGUGGAGAGUAUUCGCGACCCCGUUUUUGCUCAGUUGGCUAGUGAUCCUGGUGUUAAAGCACCCAAAGGGAUAUGGAAUUUGAAGAACUUGCGGGCUCUGCAAUCAGUAGAAGCAGAUGAAGACAUGGUCCGACACCUGGGUAAUUUGACACAGCUGAGAACCUUGAGAAUAACCAGAGUAAGAGGCAUGCAUUCAGUGGAGCUGUGUUCCUCCAUAUCAAAGAUGAGCCAUUUGGUCAGCCUGGACAUUGUAGCUAGCAACGAAGGAGAGGCACUGCAGCUGGGAACUCUAAAGCCACCAUCAUGCCUCUAUCAAAAGCUGGAUUUACGAGGGCAGCUAGAACAUGGGGUGCUUCCUCAGUGGUUCUGUUAUACUUCUCUGGCAGGCCUUCGGCAUUUGGGAUUGUCUUGGACUAGGCUGAGAGAGGACCCACUGCCCUGCCUGCAUGAACUGCCUAAUUUGGCUGUGCUGGGCAUGUACAAGGCGUAUGAUGGACAGGAGUUGUGCUUCCAUGCAGGAGGGUUCCCCAAACUCAAAUUCCUAAUGCUGGGUGGUUCGAACCAGCUUGAUUCAAUAGGCAUGGAGGAAGGGGCACUGCCAAGCCUGUCUGAGUUGUGCUUGCUGCGCUGCGGAGGAAUGAAGCUGCUACCUCAGGGCAUUGAACAUCUCACAAGCCUCCAAGUUUUGUACUUGAUGGAGAUGCCAAUAGAGUUCAUUGAGAGAAUGCGUGGCGGGAAUGGGAACAUCGAGGAGCGACAGAAGGUUCAACAUAUCCCCCUAAUCAAGCACGUAUUCCCGAGUGGAGACAAGUGGAUAUCAGAAACUCUUUCCUGA
Elaeis guineensis (African oil palm) is the source of this 1554-nucleotide messenger RNA. NCBI's taxonomy places the organism in Eukaryota, Viridiplantae, Streptophyta, Magnoliopsida, Arecales, Arecaceae. The record is from RefSeq and is a predicted model, not a curated record.